UCCCCAGUAGGGGGCGUAGCCCGUGGAUGCUGGGUCUCGGUGGGCCGUACGCAACGUCAGAGGCGGGAACAACUCUCGCCCCGCCCCUGCCAUCUGCGGCGCGCUCUGAUUGGAGGGACGAACCAUCACUUGGCAGCGCCGUUGGGGUAGGAGGAAGAGGGCCCGGCCGAAGGUGACGCUGAGGCAGCGGAGCUGCGGAGAGCGGAGAGGGCUGUGAGUGAAAGCGAGCCUCGGCAGCACAUUGGACGCUCUUCCCCCCUCUCUCUGCGGUGAAUGGCGGCGGGAUGGAGCACGAGGGGAGCGGCGGCAGCGGGGGGUCGGCCGGGCUCCUGCAGCAGAUCCUCAGCCUGAAGGUCGUCCCACGGGUGGGCAACGGGACCCUGUGCCCCAACUCCACUUCUCUCUGCUCCUUCCCAGAGAUGUGGUAUGGUGUGUUCCUGUGGGCACUGGUGUCCUCUCUCUUCUUUCAUGUCCCUGCUGGAUUACUGGCCCUCUUCACCCUCAGACAUCACAAAUAUGGUAGGUUCAUGUCUGUAAGCAUCCUGUUGAUGGGCAUCGUGGGACCAAUUACUGCUGGAAUCUUGACAAGUAUGUUAGACAUUAAAAUACCAGUCAAAACGUUUCAUAUGAAUAGUCAGUUCAUUUCAGGACCCAUUUUAGAAACAUGUCUGAGUGGGAUAAAGAAAAAAGAGUGGCCUUUAACCACACGUCCUGUUUUUUUAUGUAUCGUUUCUUUUUCACCCCCAACUCCCCAUUAUUUGGCUAACAUCUUUGACUUCCUGAGUCAGAUUUUCUCUCGCUGGCUUCAGAGAAGCCUUAAGUUAAGCUUUGUGAGAUAGGUCACUAGCAAAAGAAAGACAUUUGUCUUUUUGGAAGCUACUACUCCUUUCUCAUCAGCUCGCACCUGACUGAUGGCAUCACAAGAUGGUUGAUGAAUUACUUCCCCUCAUUCAGGUGUGAUUACUUUAAGGACUGAAGAAUAAUUCUAAUGACAAGAAUUCUCAUUUAGAAAAGUACCUAGUUAUUUUUUUCCCCUCAAUACUUUCUGAAUAAAAAUU
Molecule: messenger RNA, 1058 nt
Organism: Ceratotherium simum simum (southern white rhinoceros)
Lineage: Eukaryota; Metazoa; Chordata; Mammalia; Perissodactyla; Rhinocerotidae
Source: RefSeq, a predicted model, not a curated record